AGUCGAGGAGGAAACUACCGGAAGUAAAAGAGUUGCUUUGGGGAGUGGCGGUCGCAGCGGCGGCGGCGAAGUCGCUUUUCUUUUUCUCCUGGGCAAAGUUAAGGCGGGUAGGAGACAACAUGGGCAGGACAGUGACCGUGGCAACGUGUGCCUUGAAUCAGUGGGCGCUGGAUUUUGAUGGCAACCUGGAAAGGAUUUUCAAAAGUAUUGAAAUUGCUAAAGAAAAAGGAGCAAGAUACCGACUCGGCCCAGAACUUGAAAUUUGUGGCUAUGGCUGUUCAGAUCAUUAUUAUGAAUCUGACAUACUGUUACAUUCGUUUCAAGUUUUGGCUAAGCUUUUAGAAUCUCCUGAUACUCAGGACAUAAUAUGUGACAUUGGGAUGCCUGUUAUGCACCGGAAUGUUCGUUACAACUGUAGAGUAAUUUUUCUAAACAAAAAAAUUCUUCUGAUACGGCCAAAGAUAGCAUUGGCAAAUUCAGGAAACUAUCGAGAAAUGAGGUGGUUCACUCCUUGGAAUAAAUUACGGCAUGUAGAAGAAUAUUUUCUUCCAAGAAUGAUCCAAGAGAUUACAGCUCAGGAAAGUGUUCCAUUUGGUGAUGCAGUACUAGCAACUUUGGAUACUUGCAUAGGGACUGAAAUCUGUGAAGAAUUAUGGAUACCAACCAGCCCUCACAUUGAAAUGGGAAUUGAUGGUGUGGAAAUCUUCACAAAUUCCUCUGCAAGUCACCAUGUGUUAAGAAAAGCACAUACUCGAGUGGAAUUGGUGAAUUCUGCAACAGCAAAGAAUGGAGGAAUCUACAUCUUGGCAAAUCAAAAAGGCUGUGAUGGUGAUCGCUUGUAUUAUGAUGGAUGUGCCAUGAUAUCUAUGAACGGUGCUACAGUUGCUCAAGGACAUCAGUUUUCACUGGAUGACAUAGAAGUCCUAGUUGCCACUUUGGAUUUAGAAGACGUCAGAAGUUAUAGAGCAGAAAUAUCGUCCCGAAACUUAGCAGCAAGCAAAGUGAUUCCUUAUCCUAGAAUAAAAGUAAACUUCGCAUUGUCAAGUUCCGAUGAUAUAUGCACACCUACAAGUGAAUCUAUUCAGUGGAAGUAUCAUAGUCCUGAGGAAGAGAUCAGCCUAGGUCCAGCAUGUUGGCUUUGGGACUACUUAAGGUGCAGUAAACAGGGAGGAUUUUUCUUGCCACUUAGUGGUGGUGUGGACAGUUCUGCUACAGCCUGCAUUGUCUAUUCCAUGUGUCUUCAGAUUUGUCAUGCAGUAAAAAAUGGAAAUCAGACAGUUUUGGAUGACAUUCGCAGAAUUGUAAAUGAUGAAAUGUAUAUACCAAAGGAAGCCCAGGAGCUGUGUGGCCGUCUUUUAACAACCUGCUAUAUGGCUAGUGAGAAUUCGUCUCUGGAUACAUAUGACAGAGCCAAGUCUUUGGCUGAAGAAAUAGGCAGCUAUCAUAUCAAUGUAAAUAUAGAUGGUGCAGUAAAAGCCAUUUUGGGGAUUUUCAGUACAGUGAUGGGACGAUCUCCUCAGUAUCAAGUGCAUGGAGGAAGCACAAGAGAAAAUCUGGCUCUACAGAAUGUGCAGGCCAGAAUAAGAAUGGUAAUCGGCUAUCUAUUUGCCCAGCUGUGUCUGUGGACUCGUGGAUUGCCUGGUGGAUUGUUAGUGCUUGGAACAGCUAAUGUGGAUGAAAGCCUUCGAGGAUAUUUUACAAAAUAUGACUGUUCCAGUGGUGACAUCAACCCUAUUGGUGGAAUUAGCAAAACAGAUUUGAAAUGCUUUAUGCAAUAUUGCAUUGAGAAUUUUCAGCUAACAUCCCUCAAAAGUAUUAUAUCAGCACCCCCAACAGCGGAGUUGGAGCCCCUACAGAAAGGAAAUGUUACGCAAAUGGAUGAGGUAGACAUGGGUAUGACGUAUGCCGAACUCUCAGUCUAUGGUAAACUAAGGAAGAUAGCUAAGGCCGGACCUUAUACCAUGUUCUGUAAAGUGGUCACAAUGUGGAAAGAGAUAUGUUCUCCAAGAGAGGUGGCAUCAAAAGUUAAGCAUUUCUUUCAAAUGUAUUCAAUCAACCGACAUAAAAUGACUACCCUUACUCCAGCCUAUCAUGCUGCCAACUACAGUCCUGAUGACAAUCGCUUUGAUCUGAGACCUUUCCUUUACAAUUCUGCUUGGUCCUGGCAGUUCAGGUGUAUAGAUGAACAAGUUUCUAAAUUAGAAGCUAAGCAAGCAAUGGACUUGAAACUUCAGAUCAAAGAUUGAAUUUGAUUUCUCUGUCUUGCUGCUUCAAAUGGAUGAUUUUUGCAGAAUCAUCUGUAAAAUUGAAUAAUACAAUCAAAGAAUGAAGA
Molecule: messenger RNA, 2332 nt
Organism: Pseudonaja textilis
Lineage: Eukaryota; Metazoa; Chordata; Lepidosauria; Squamata; Elapidae
Gene: NADSYN1
Product: NAD synthetase 1
Biological process (GO): NAD+ biosynthetic process
Cellular component (GO): cytoplasm
Molecular function (GO): glutaminase activity; ATP binding; NAD+ synthase (glutamine-hydrolyzing) activity
Source: RefSeq, a predicted model, not a curated record